This is a messenger RNA of Biomphalaria glabrata, 2493 nucleotides long. RefSeq lists its product as uncharacterized. The record is from RefSeq and is a predicted model, not a curated record. The coding region runs from base 308 to 2464 and encodes 718 amino acids. Gene Ontology annotation, molecular function: GTP binding. NCBI's taxonomy places the organism in Eukaryota, Metazoa, Mollusca, Gastropoda, Planorbidae. The transcript has 5 exons.
UUUUUAUGUUCUUUUAACAAAGCUCAACGACUAGUGUGUCUCCUAAUUUACACACCUGCCUGUGUAACAACUUUAUUUUCUUACAGGUAGACGUUUUUACUCUGUCUCUCAAUAUUGGUAGAAGAGUUAAACAUAAUAAUAUCUAUCAUUGAGUAUCAUACGGAUCAAAGACUCCAUAGCGUCGGUUUCAUAGUUUAACAUAUCAAACUAUACUACGCUCUAGGAUAGCUUGCCAGAGAUAUUCGGUCAGCAUAAUUAUAGGUGAUAAGUGUCUGACCAAGAGCAGCUGUCAGCUGUUUCUUUUAUAAUGGAUUCAGAACCAGAGAUUCGACCUCUUAAAGAAAAAAUCCAACUCUUUGAAUUAGAAGCACAAAGAGUCCUUGCACCAGAAGGAACGAAAUUCUGGGUCAAUAAACAUUCUUUAGUAUCACCUAAAUUUAAACUAGAAGGCUUAGAACAAGAAACCUCGAUAUACCCAACGCCUACGAACAAACCCACUGAACCAAAAUACUCGAUAUAUCAAACGCCCAGAAACAAACCAGCGUUGAUGUUAUCGUCCCAAAAUGAACCCACUUCUAUGACUAAAUCAACACUAGACAAACCCAAGCCUCUGCCUAAGCCUUUUCAAACUGCGGCCACGUUAGUAGCAUACGAUGUAUCAAACAGGAACACUUCCCCGUGUCACAGAGGCAGCAAACCAGGAGGGUACACAAACAUGAGUGUCUCACAUGAACAAAAAGCCGAACUAGAGUUGGCAAAUCAGAUCGUCAACAAAACCAAGCCUGCUUGUGACUCUCAGGGACAGCAUGCUGCCAAAUACACAAAUUUAAAAGACAACCGUGAUCAUACACAACACACACAGGGACAUAUACAAGAAGUGCAAACAACUUAUCACCAUGAUGAAGUAGUAGGCCAAAGAGACUCAGUUGAUGGUGAAAAUGAAGAUAUUCCCGACUAUGGACAAUACAAAUAUCUAGAUGAUGAGACCAAGAAAAAGCAACGUCUCAACCUAGAAAGAGAAAGCGUGUGUGAAGAAGCCUCAUUAGCUCUUGGUGGAAUCGAGUCUCUUGAAACAAAUGACAACAGUUUGCCCAAGCUAGGAAGUUUCUUUUACAAGAAAGAUGUAGAUCUAAUGAAGAAAAGCAGGCCAGAUGUAGAAGAAGUGACUCCAGCACCUGAGAAAAGAUUCAAUGGAAAUUACCCGGAUCAAAUAGAUCUACUUUUGAUUGGGAAAACUGGACACGGGAAAAGCGCUCUUGGGAACUCUAUACUGAACAGAAACGCCUUUGUGAGUAAGAACAACACAAGCUCAGUCACUAAGACUGUUUCAAGGGAGACUAGCGAGGUGAACGGCAGAAUUGUAACUGUGGUUGAUGGACCUGGAGUCGGAGAUACAGAGUUGGGAGUUGAGCAGGCUCAGAAAUUCAUCAUUGAAGCUUUAUCAAGUGCAGUGGCAGCGAAUCCCAGAGGGUACCACGCCUUUCUGUUAGUCAUCAAACUUGGGGGAAGACUUACCUCUGAAGAAAUAGAUACAAUUGACUUUUUAAAGAAGAUAUUGGGAAAAUGCUUUUUAAGAAAAUUUGGUAUCCUUGUAGUGACCUGCGGUGACCAGUUGGAAAAAGGAACAAAUUUUCAAAAUUGGGUCCUACAACAGACUGGAGUUUUCGUGGAUCUUGUGAAAGAAUGCAACAACAGAAUUAUUUUAUUUGACAAUAAAACUGAAGACAAAGAAGAGAAAGAAAAACAGUUGAACGAUCUAAUGAGAAUCAUCGAUCAUCUUGUCCUGGAGAACUGUCGGUAUUCUAACGAACAGUUUGACCUGGCUCGAUCAACACGAAAUGCAAUCAUCUUAGAAUCAAAGAAGCCGGUCAUAGUGGAGGAGUCGAUGCUUGAGGCCAAUCUAAUAAUGCAGGGAAUUGAAAGUUGCCAGGUUGACGCUACGGACGCCAAAUCCACCAUUCGUUUAAAUGUACUUUUAACACGAGCAAAGGCUUUGCACAAAAAGCUAAUUGCUGAUGAUAAUAGCACGGGGGUUUUGAGAGAAAUGAUUUCACACGUGGAGUCGGUUCAGAAUACAAUCCAAGUUGAAAUACAAUUGUCUCAGAGAUUGUCUGAGAUUUAUAAAAAGAUGGAAGAAAAAGAGUUGCAAUUGCAACGUCAAUAUUCCAGAGACAUACACAACAAAUUUGGUGAAAUUAGCAACAUGUACGAAGAGAAGUGGAGACAGGAAGUGGCAGAGUGUGAGGCCGAGAACAAAUCUCUGAAACAAGAAAAAGACAGACUGCACCAGCAGUUGAAACGUAUUGAAACUUUAAACCGAGAAACGUUCUUGUCCAAAGUUCAGUCUAAGAUCUCUAAAGCAUUUGCAAUGAAAAUCAAAGAAAAACAACAGAAAAAACAAACACAUCGAGAUAUAAUGCUCAACCAUAACUAUGAAGAGGUGGAUAUUUCAAGAAACACCUAAUAAAUUAGCUACGGGGCCAACACAACAAC